This is a messenger RNA of Salvia hispanica, 777 nucleotides long. RefSeq names its product large ribosomal subunit protein uL14mz-like. Gene Ontology annotation, molecular function: structural constituent of ribosome; large ribosomal subunit rRNA binding. Gene Ontology annotation, biological process: translation. Gene Ontology annotation, cellular component: mitochondrial large ribosomal subunit; ribosome. NCBI's taxonomy places the organism in Eukaryota, Viridiplantae, Streptophyta, Magnoliopsida, Lamiales, Lamiaceae. The record is from RefSeq and is a predicted model, not a curated record.
AAUCGAAAUUUAGUUAGAUCCAAUUUCUCGCAUCGCCACCAUCCGCCGCCGUGAUCAGCUCAUACCACCGGUUAGGUCAAAAGCGGACUGUCGCGUGAUUGCUGUGUUAACAAAAUUCUCAUUCUCUCCGAUUAAUGGCUGCUUCAAAUUCUUCUAAAUUGUUUCGUGUUGGCCGUUCAAUCCUGGGUGGUCUGAGCAACAAUGCUCUUGGGGCGAGCAGACCGUCUUCCAAAUUGGCAGAUAUGGAUUUCUUAUCUCAACAAACAAGAACAUUCAUUCAGAUGAGGACCAACCUUAAAGUGGUGGACAACUCCGGGGCAAAAAGAGUGAUGUGCAUACAAGCAUUGAAGGGAAAGAAAGGAGCUAGAUUGGGGGACGUAAUAGUAGCAUCGGUUAAGGAAGCACAUGUUGGUGGGAAAGUGAAGAAAGGAGAUGUUCACUAUGCUGUUGUAGUUCGCGCUGCAAUGCCACGGGGCCGUUGUGAUGGGAGUGAAGUCAAGUUUGACGACAAUGCUGUUGUACUCAUCAACAAGCAAGGCGAGCCAAUUGGCACCAGAGUGUUUGGCCCUGUUCCUCAUGAGUUGAGAAAGAAGAAACAUCUCAAGAUUCUCAGUCUUGCUGAGCAAAUUGCCUAGAGUGUUAUCACAGGCCUCUGCUUAUAUCUGUCAUUUUAUUCUCCCUUUUAAUGAGGUUAUGAACUAUUGUAGUACUUGAAUAUAUCAUUGCGAUCUGUGCGAACUGAGUUUCAUUAUUAUUAUUGAAUAAUUUAGUUUUACA